Messenger RNA from Hylaeus anthracinus, 1174 nucleotides. RefSeq names its product odorant receptor Or1-like. The transcript has 4 exons. The record is from RefSeq and is a predicted model, not a curated record. Gene Ontology annotation, biological process: sensory perception of smell; detection of chemical stimulus involved in sensory perception of smell. Gene Ontology annotation, molecular function: odorant binding; olfactory receptor activity. Gene Ontology annotation, cellular component: plasma membrane. Lineage: Eukaryota; Metazoa; Arthropoda; Insecta; Hymenoptera; Colletidae. Bases 237 to 962 code for a protein of 241 amino acids.
GAAGAACCUUUUGUGCCAGCGAACGAGGAUGAAAUUGAAAUUCAAACGAGAUUCGACAAAUGGGCGCAGUGAGUGUAUUUUUAUAUUGCCGGUUUUUAACAUUUUUAUUUGGAAUAAUUAGGAUAUAUGUUUGGAAGUUGAAUUGGCACAUUUAACUUAUUUCGCUUCGAUUAAAAUAGUUUUCUAUUGCAAACUAACGUUUUUACAGAUGGAACGCAAUCGUCUAUACGAUAUUAAUGGAAAUCUGUCUAGUAUGCACAAUUGCAUCUUCGAUUACCACGGAUUUUAGAAAUCGAAAAUUAACGUACCGAGCCUGGAUACCUUACAACUAUUCUUCUUUCGUGACGUUCACGAUUGCUUACACUCAUCAGGUCGUAGGUAUAGCGACGUGUUCGGUUUUAAACGUUGCCUGCGACAGUCUGUUCAGUGGUCUGUUAAUACACACGUAUUGCAUAUUCGAGAUACUGGGAUACCGUCUAAAAAAUAUCAUAAAAUAUGGAAGCGAUUCGGCGAAGCAGUGCGCUCGUCUUCAUAAUCAUAUAUACAAAUUUGCCACAACAGUGAACGAAGAAUUUAAAUUAGUAGUAUUCGUCCAGUUCCUGGCGAGCAUGUCUAUGCUUUGCUUCGACCUUUACAGAUUGGCCAAGAACGAAGUGCAUUCUCAGCUUGUGGUAGUGGUGGUUUAUACACUCUGCGCGUUUAUACAGAUAUUUUACUACUGUUGGUAUGGGAACGAAGUCAGAUUAAAGAGUCUCGAAAUUCCUGAGAUGAUAAUCGAAAGCAACUGGAUAUCUUUGGACAACGACGCUAAAAAGAUUCUUCUAAUGAUUAUGAAACGGGCGACUGUGCCCAUAGAAUUUUCCAGCGUGUAUUUGGUGUCUAUGAAUGUCAACACCUUUAAAUCCAUAGUAAAGAGCUCUUACUCGGCGUUCAACGUGCUCCGAAGUGGUCAAGGGGACUAGAAGGAGUGUGCAGUGCUUUUAAAUAUAAUUCUACACUUUUUGAAAGUAACGUAUCACGCGGUGAAUGAUUACGAGAAAGAGAAAAGAAAAGCAAGUAACAUUAUGUGUGUUUGAGAAUGAGUGAAUUUGAUAUAAAACUCGCCACUGUGUCAUAUUACUCCUCAUUGUCUAUAACCUUCGUAAAAUAAAAUUACUGACGUUUGCAAACGAAA